Molecule: messenger RNA, 6744 nt
Organism: Cyprinodon variegatus (sheepshead minnow)
Lineage: Eukaryota; Metazoa; Chordata; Actinopteri; Cyprinodontiformes; Cyprinodontidae
Gene: chl1b
Product: cell adhesion molecule L1-like
Exons: 29
Coding region: 459-4052 (1197 amino acids)
Biological process (GO): cell-cell adhesion
Molecular function (GO): protein binding
Source: RefSeq, a predicted model, not a curated record
GUUAGUGCGUUGCCAUGGGGUUUUGUCAAACCUAUUGACUGCAAUAGGGUCCUUGCUUUUCUUCUGAGUCUGUCUUUGUUAAAGGGGGAGGAGGAAGGACCCCCUACUACUUUUUUCCCCUUAAGUCUCGCAAAGGCGCGUGAGGAGGCAAGAGGAAAAGUAGGAGGAGGAGGGGAGCCGAAAGGAGCAACAGCAUCCAGGGGAGGUUGGAAAGGGAGGAGGAGGAGGAGACGCUGAGGUGUUCUGCUUUGGACCAACAGAUAAGGGAAGCGGCUCUACGUUUAACAGUCACACCUCCACCUCUUUCUGCCGCCGGUGGACGCAAAUCAACUUUGGGAAGGGCUGCGGCAUGAGACGCACCUGACGGUAGAGCAUCUUCGGCCAUACCCAGAAAUGAACUGAGGACACAAGGGACAGAACGCUUUGGUUGAUAAAGUCCUAAAUCUUGCAGUGAAACCAUGAGGUCACAAAGCCCAGGAUUGGCUGCCACGCUGAUGCUGUCGGUGAUCACCUGUAUUUGUGCCUUUCAUACAGCUACAGCCAUUGACAUUCCUCUUGAGGUUUUAGGUCAUGUAAACAUUGAGCAGCUGCCCACCAUCACAGAUCAGGCUCCCAGCACUCUCAUCGCCUUACCCUUUGAUGAGAGCUUCCCUAUGACGUGUGAGGCCAAAGGGAAUCCUGAGCCAGAAUUCCAAUGGAAAAAGAAUGGGGAAGAUUUUGACCCUUAUCUUGACCCCCGUCUGAUCAAAGAAGAGAAUUCUGGGACCUUUGUGAUACCUAAUAAUGGGAACCUCACAGAGUACCAGGGAAUCUAUCGAUGUUAUGCAUCAAACAAACUGGGGACGGCCAUAUCGAAGGAUAUAGAGUUCAUUGUGCCAAAUGUUCCAAAAUUCCCUAAAGAAAAUCUUGAACCUCUUGAAGUGGAAGAAGGCCAACCAUUUGUUCUUAAAUGUGACCCUCCCAGCGGCAUACCUCCUCUUCAGAUUUACUGGAUGACCAUCAAUCUUCAGCACAUUGAACAAGAUGAAAGGGUUUCCACCGGCCUGAAUGGAGACCUUUACUUCUCCCAUGCUGUGGAAAAGGAUAGCAGAAGGGACUACUGCUGCUUUGCUGCCUUCUCGAAGAUACGAACAAUCGUUCAGAAGAACGCCAUGUCUGUUAAAGUCAAGACAAGAAAAGGUGACAGUGCCAAUGCUAUUCUAGAGAGAAAACCCUCUCUUCUGACGCCCCCUGGUGACAGGUCGGAGAAACAGCUGGUCAAAGGAGAAAACUUAGAAUUGGAGUGUAUUCCAGAAGGAAUUCCAACUCCGCAAGUGGAAUGGAUGAAGGUAGGAGGUCAGCUUCCUGUUAAAGCAAAACUGGAGAACCACAAGAAACUGCUGAUUGUUCCGAGAGCAGAACAGGAGGACAGUGGGAAGUACAUGUGCAGAGCAAAAAACCUACUGGGAGAAGCUAUCCAUUACUUCACUGUGACAGUUGAAGGGCCUCCAGAGUGGGUGUCAGAGCCAGAGAGCCAGCUCAGUAUGAUCGGCUCAGAUGUGCAUAUAAAGUGCUCCGCUAGUGGGGUCCCAGAGCCAACCAUCACAUGGAGGGUGAACGGUGAACUUCUUCUUGAAUCCCCAGCACCCAAUAGGAAGUUACUUGGUGAUACCAUCAUUUUACACAAUGCUAAAGCUUCUGACAGUGCAGUCUAUCAGUGUGAGGCCUCCAACAGACACGGGACCCUUCUAUCCAAUGCCAACAUCAUGAUCAUGAAUCUACAGCCUAUGAUUCUGACCAAUAAUGGGGAAGAUUAUUCUACAGUGGAAGGGAAGGGUGUGAUAAUGCACUGUAAGGUCUUCAGUUCUCCUCCUUCAACAAUCACUUGGAGCAAAGAUGACCUAUCUGAAUCUGUUGACGGUCCCAGGUUCACAGUUCAUAACAAUGGUUCUCUGGAGAUCAACAGCGUGGAGGAAAGUGAUGCGGGACAGUACACGUGUCUGGCCAAAAAUACAGAGGGAUCAUCUGCCAUUGAUGCUAUGCUUUACAUAAAAGAUCCCACUAGAAUAGUGUUGGCCCCAGAGGACCUACAGAUCUUAAAAGGUACCACAGCUCGACUCUCCUGCCUGGCAGAGUACGACAAGUCCUUCAGCAAUGACUUUGAGCUCCUAUGGGAGAAAGAUAACACAGAAAUAGCACUCAACUACACUGAGGAUUCAAGUAGAUACAUUUUGGAGGAUAGUAAUCUUCACAUCGUCAAUGUUAGCCACAGCGAUCAGGGUGUGUAUAGGUGUGUGGCCAAGACUCCAUUGGACAGAGACACUGCCUCAGCCUCCCUCAAGGUGUUAGAUGUCCCUGAUGCUCCUGAGAACUUGGUACUUUCUGAGCUCAAGAGUAAAAGUGUGAAGCUAAAAUGGAUACCCGGGGAUGACCACAAUAGCCCACCCACAGAGUUCAUCGUUGAAUACGAGGAAAACAAGUGGGAGCCGGGAAACUGGAAGGAGCUGCUCCGAGUCCCUGGAAAUCACAAUUCUGCUGUCCUCAAACUCCACGGUCACAUCGAAUAUCGCUUCCGGGUGUACGCCGUCAGCGAUGUUGGGGCAGGGCCACCUAGUGCGCCCACAGAAAGAUACAAAACUCCCCCGUCAGCCCCUGACAAGAACCCAGAAAAUAUCAAAAUCGAAGGUCGUUUGCCACAUGAAAUGGAUAUCAACUGGGAGCCUCUGAUGCCUAUAGAGCACAAUGGCCCUGGUCUAGAGUAUAAGGUGAGCUACAGGCGACAGGAUGUGGAGGAAGACUGGAAGGAGCACACUGUGAAGAGGCACUCAUUUGUUGUUUGGAACACUCCCACAUUCGUUCCAUACGAAGUCAAGAUCCAAGCCAAGAACAAUCAAGGCUGGGGCCCAGAGCCCAGGAUUGUGAGUGGCUAUUCAGGAGAAGAUUUUCCCUCUGCUGCCCCUGAUGAUGUUGCUGUGGAGGUGAUGAACAGCUCAGCAGUCAAGGUUACCUGGACACGCGUACACAAGGACAAGCUGCAUGGACAUCUGGGAGGCUACAGGAUAAACUGGUGGCGUUUGCGCAGUCUGGUGGACUCGAAGAAAAGCCACGGAGACAAGCACUCCUUGACGUUCCCUGGGGACCGAACCCAUGCCACAGUGCCGGGCCUGACGCCCUUUUCUGAAUACAGCCUCAUCGUCAUGACCUUCAACGGGCGGGGUAACGGUCCAGGCAGCCAUCCAGUCAACUUCAAAACCCCAGAGGGAGUCCCAGAGAAAAAUUCAGAUUUCAGAGUCACUGAUGUAAAGAGGGAAUCUGUCUCUCUGGCCUGGGGCCCUCCUAUAGAGCCUAAUGGGAUUCUAACAGGGUACCUUCUGGAGUACCAACUGAUUAAUGACACGGAGGAAGUUGGGGCCCUACAGGCUGUUGACAUAAACAACCCUGACACCACUAAAUGGAUCUUGCGUGAGUUAGAGCCUCUGAGCAAAUACAAGUUCUAUCUCCGCUCCUGCACCGCAGUUGGCUGUGGGCCUGUCGUCAGUGAGGAGAGCAUCACCAAGCUGCAAUCAACAUCUUUUUCGGCCCCUACUGUUGGCAUCAGAAAGUCCCUUUCAACCACGAGCACUCCAAGGUCACAUGUAACCAAACCCACUCGUUCGAGCAUAGGUCUGGCUAGCAUCCACGGAGGAAUAUCCACCCAGGGCUGGUUUAUUGGUCUGAUGUGUGCCAUCGCUCUUCUCACACUCAUUGUGCUGAUCGCCUGCUUUGUCAAUAGAAAUAAAGGAGGAAAGUACUCUGUGAAAGAAAAAGAAGACCUUCAUCCAGACGUGGAAUCCCAGGGCAUGAAUGAUGACACAUUCUGUGAAUAUAGCGACAACGACGAGAAGCCACUGAAGGGCAGCCAACGCUCCCUUAGCAGGGAGAUCAAAGCAGCAGACAGCGGGGACAGCCUGGUGGACUACGGUGAUGAGGACGUUCAGUUCAACGAAGACGGCUCAUUUAUCGGCGAGUAUGGAAGCCGGAAGGAGAAGAGGGCAUCCACUGAGAUCAAAGCCCCGACUCAGACCACGGCGUGAGGAGCAGAUGAGCAUAUCAUCACAUUGACUCCAUUCCACCUUCUGGAGAAGCCACAUAUUGAGGAGCACAAUGACUUUAUCAAAUAAGAAACCACUUGUGUCAUAAACAGUCAUUGCCAACAGCACACUGCCACUCUCAUUCUUUAAAGCUCUGUUCUUUCAUGUUGCAACACGAGCAUUACUAAAUACCAUGUAUAUAUAGUGUAUAUUGUAUGUGCUAAGUGUUCCUUUUUUUUUAUAAUUAUCACAAAAACUUUAGAGGUCGUGAUUUGUUUUGUAUUAUUUCACCUCCAUAUUGGUGUUUUGAGCUGCACCCUGAUUUGUACAAAUGGUAAACUCUCCAUCGCUUUCCUCAUCAUGAAAUGAAUUUCUGCCACUGAUGUCACUGUGUAGCAGGCCACAGAUGAGUUGGUAUUUUUCAAGUGGAGAACUUAUUACUGACCUUUUAUAUUUGAAACUAUUCAUUAAAUAUGAUGUAAGCUGUGUAAAAAGUUUCCUAUUAACUUAUUUUUCUCAGUGGUUUUAUACCUUAUGAAAUAAUGAGAAAAUAUUUGUACCGCCGCAAGUAUCCUGAGUCAUGAGUCUAAAUCAGAAGCAUCAAAUAUUUUUUGUAAGAUGAUCACUGAUUUUUAUUUUUUUCAGGUAAGAUUUUAGACAUGUAAGUUUACAAGGGAACUCUUGGCCUGAGCCCAGUUUGCUCAGGAUUUUAAGGCAGCCAGUUCCAACUCAAGCAAACAAUGUUCAAAGCUACAGUGAGUGGUUAUUUAGUUUAACCUCUUGUUAAGACUGAAAUGAUAGUCUGAGGAUAUAGUCAGUCAAAAGAAAAGCCUGUAUGCGUCUGUAAUUUCAUUUUUUUUUAAUGUAUAAAUCCCUUUACUGUCCCCCAUCCCAUUGGGCUGCAGUGGGCUGCCAUUGUGUGGCGCCUGGGGUUAAGAUUUUUGCUUAGGAACCAGGAGGACAGGCUGUGGGGCUCAAACCAGGUACUGGCAACUUUUUUAGAGCACAAGUUCCCUGUUCUUACCACUAGGCCAACACUCCCACAGAGCUGUACAGUAUGUCACACCUGAAGUCUGCGUGUGUUUACUACAUGCCUUCUGAUCUGAAAGGUGCACUUACAGACAUUCAACACUGUUAGCAUAACCUAAAAUAUUUCACUUCCAAUGUCAGUGAGUUGAAAAAAUAUUUCUAUCCCUCAAUUCGUUCAUCUUUUAUGCUGUUCAACCACCAACCUUGGUAUGACUAAGUGGUAGUUUAUGUAAUAGAUGUUAACAAAAUGAGAAAAAGGUCUAUAUUUUUCAAAAAUUAUUACAAAUAAAAAUCUAACAUGUAGAAUGCACCUGCAUUCUCGAUGCUAUAGAAUCUUUUUGGGGCCUCAAUCAUUUGUAGAGUCCAACUGGUCUUCUUUCAGGAUUACCAACUAUUAAGACCUAACCAUCUUCCCAUGUUCACCGACAUGGUUUUCAUAUGGAAAAUUAUAUAAAUAGGGCAUAUUGUGCAACCUUUUGUAUCUGGGUCGAAAUAAGCUGAUGGUAGUGUGUUUAAGGUACCACACGGAUGGUAAAAUCCUGGCAGGUUGGCAGCUGCUCCAUAGUCAAAAUAUUUUCCAUAAUUGACCCAACAGAGAACAGUAAGAUUUUUAUAAGUCUCUCCACAGCACUUUCCUGGCCUGUCUGUUGUGUUUAGGUUUCCAUGUUGCUUCAUUAAUGUUCAUUAACAAACCUUUGAGAGCCUCAGAGAAAAGCUGAAUUAAAGGGGUUGAAUACAUAUGCAUGCCUUUUUUUCAAAUUAUGCACAUUAUUUCUAAUGCAUUUAAGUUUUCUGAUGUAACGUGACAAAAAGGCCAACAGUUACGGGGUUUGCCAAUUUUACGGGGAAGUUUAUUUGCCUAUUUGCAAACACACACACAAACACACACACAGUUUGAUGGGAUCAAAUUGCAAAUCUUAAGUGUCAACCUUGUGUCAUCAGUGCGUGCAGAAAACUUGAGACUGCUGACUGUAAUUUACAAUGUCUGGCAACAAAUGGAAAUGGAUCUGAUAAUUUGCAGCUAAUGCAUAACGUAUAAGUAUAUCUUUACAAGAUGUGAAACUUUCCUUGCAAAGUGUUCGUUCGUGCUACAUGCUAGGACAUUUUAAACAACAGAUUUUUUUUUACUUGGGUCAGACUUAAAAAACAUAAAUUUUUCUCUUAUCUGCAUUUUUUAUUCAUUCUCCAGUUUUAUUUCAACACACACUGGACCAAAAAGUCCUUAUAAUCUGAUAACUUUAUCUGGCAGCAUAUACUUGACAUUCAAAAGUUGCAGUAAUUUUCAGUUAAAUGUCCUAACAAGCCUUACACUACCAUGCAAACCACUGUUUUUCUCUUUUCAUAUUUCCAUUAACAAACAUGGACAUGGUUUGUAAAGAAUCGCCAUUGCAUGUUACAAAUAUCGAUUGAUAUUCUUUUUUAUGUCAUUAAAUUGCUUUACUUUCCUACAUUUGUGUUACUCUUCUGUCUGUCUGCUUUCAGUCAUCGCUGACCUGAGAUCAUGAAUCUUCCUGAAACCUUCAUUGCUAUUUGCAUUUCCAGGAUAUUAAUACCUCCAGAAACGAGUCUUUGCCCUUUUACCUGCAAAUUGAAAUGGAGAAAAAGCAACCACCUCAUUCCAUCUGAAUAAACUGCAGUUUGUUUGACAAGUUAUCCCACUGGAAGC